AUGAAGAUGUCGAAGGGUGCUGCUCCGCAGAAGAGCGAGAACGAGCCAGGCCAAGAGAGCGCGGUGGCGGAGCCUGAGAACUUCACGACGGUUGUCGGGGCGGGAGGGCUCUUUCACAAACAGCAGUCAGGCGUCAGUGCAGUCAGCUACCUUUCUGCCAUCUCCGAGACAUUUGCGGAGAUUCGGGAAGCAGGACCUCUCCUGCUUACGUCGCUGUGCCUGGUGAGUGCCUUGGAGGGAGCAGACAUGGCGCUGCUUCCCGCUGUGUUCUAUGCCCUUCAGACGGACUUGGGUCUGCACCUGAACGAUCUCGCCACGAUGACCCUCAUCCAGGGGGUGACAUCUUCCGCGGUGGCUCCAUUCUGGGGAAUCAUUGCCGAUCGCGGCAUCAUGAAGAGGAAGACCAUCAUCAUCAUGGGCUGCAUCCUCCAGGGGCUGGUCACCAUGAUGCUCUCCGUCGUGGAUCAGAUGGUGGGAAUGACGCUGCUGCGAGCACUCAACGGAGCUCUCUUAGCAUCUCUCCGACCAGUCGCCAACGGAGUAAUUGCCGACGUGACCUCGGAGCAGAGACGUGGGAAAGUCUAUGGCUUUGUGCAGCUGUGCGCGAAUGUGGGCCUCAUGGCCGGCGGCCUCAUUGGCACGCCUCUCUCCACGCAGCUGGUCUGGGGCUGGCAGGGAUGGCGCAUUUCCUUCAUUGGCAUCGGGUCGCUGUCCGUUUUGGUUGGCCUCUUCGCUGCAUGCACGAUGACGGAGCCAGAACGCGAGAACUCCGGAAAGUCGGCGAAGGAGCGCGGUGCGUUGAGGCAGGAGCUCGGGAAGCUUCUGAGCUAUUUCCGCAUGCCAACCUUCUGUGCUUUGAUCUUCCAAGGAUGGUUUGGAAGUAUUCCAUGGAAUGCCAUGGGAUACUCCACUCUCUUCUACCAGGUCGGAGGAAUUGGUGAUGCGAAAGCCGCCAUCCUUGCAGCGGUGGGACAAGCCUCGGGUGCCAUUGGAGGACUGCUGGGAGGUCUCAUUGGUGAUCGCCUCUCCAAGUGCUGCCCGAUGCACGGCCGCCCCUUCACGGCACAGGUCUCCGUGCUUUGUGGCAUUCCGGUGGCCUACUGCAUCUUCAUGAUCGAGCCACCAGAAGGCGAGGCGGCCUUUUAUUACUACAUGGGGCUGACGACCUUCAUGGGCCUGACGGCAACCUGGUGUGGUGUCGGGGUGAAUCUUCCCAUUCUGACCGAGAUUGUGCGUCCUGAAGGGAGGUCCACGAUCCUGGCCUGGGAAGCUGCCCUGGAAAGCACCUUCGCUGCUAUCCUUGGCAAUGCCAUGGUGGGCUUCUUGGCACAGAAUGUGUUUGGAUACAAGAUCGAUGAGGCCCACAAGGAUGCGGUCUCGGAUCCUGAGAGCCGUCGCGCCCUGGGGAAGGCCUUGACUCUUACCUGCUUCACGCCGUGGCUCAUUUGCUGGCUGGCAUACACCUUGCUCCACUGGAGCUACCCCAAGGACCUGAAGCGAGUCAGGGACGAGAAGAUGAAAGACAGGAAGGAAGCGCGUAUGAAGAAGCAACAGGAGCGGGAAGAGGCGAAGCGGGCCGCCCGAGAGGCAGGCAACGCACAGGCCCACGCGGAGGCGUCACAAAAAGACGUGGAUAUGAACGUGGACGAAGCCGGGGCGACAGCCGGCACCAUCAUUUCUGUGUGA
Molecule: messenger RNA, 1686 nt
Organism: Symbiodinium natans
Lineage: Eukaryota; Dinophyceae; Suessiales; Symbiodiniaceae
Source: the annotation of a GenBank genome assembly